CAGUAGUCUCACUUUCAACGGAAGGAGACUAAGAUCGCAAGAAAGAUAAGACGCGGACGGAACAGGAUGAAUCCGGGGGCAGACGAUAACGAUUCAAUCCAUAGUAUGAUUGAUUGACUGGGGAAGUAACUUCCUGACUGGCUGGCACUGGCACUGGCACUGCACUUCCUCCCUUGUUCCCCCAUCAGGACUAUCUACUGUACUCCGUACAGUAGUAUACACCUGGAGUGUAUGAGUAAGUGCAGAUGUCCAUCCAUACCAGGGAAACGUUCUACAUGAGAAGCUUCGUCAAGUCGCGCUGCUUCCAUCAAGAUCGAGGAAUCCAUGAUGCCAGCCUAAUGUCUGUGCCUUUCCCGAUUGACACACAGCUCUGGACGUCUUGCUUUUUAGUCAGGUCCCGAUCAAGAACCACCUACACUAAGAAUACUAUGUAUCUUCCUCAGCCACAGUUGCUCGUGUCAGCCAUCAACAUCAUCACCCAGAACGAUGAUCAGCAACUCACACAGCAGUCAUUCAUCUUUACCAUACCUGGUAAUUUGAUGGUUUCAUCAGGUGACUCAAACCACUCACUCAGUCACUCACUCACAGGCAAAUACUGGGUCAGUGUCAGUGACACCCGACGUUUCCUCAACUUUAAACACUUCACCCAACAAGCAAAUCCGGCUCGGUCAAUGAGAAGAAUUAAUGGCGCAUCAAAUGACUCAACCUCCUUCCAACCCUUCUUUCCCCCUCCAUUCUCUCUCUCUGUCUCUCUUCCUCUGUCUCCGGGCGCGGCCACUUACCCAAGACAGGUGCCGAUGAGUACAACCACACUCACCCACCCACCUCUCCCCUCUCACAUCCGAUCUUACGACUUGCCGCGAGAGCCUGGAAGAUACCCGGAUCGCGGGUUGAUAAGCCAUGGGGGUGGGAGCAAGCCUCGUCCACCCAAAAGCAUAGCCGCGACGCUCAAUCGGUGGCGAUCGACACAGCUCAAACCCGCCCGGCGCGCAGCGCGUCCCUGAGCGACGGACUUUCCUGGCUCGCCAGCUAGUUUAGCCUAGCCAGGCGGUUGACAAAGUACGAUUCAGGUUCUAUGGUGUUGGCAUGAUUAUGAACAAGCGAAGCACGCCAUGGCCAGCUCGG
This is a messenger RNA of Aspergillus homomorphus CBS 101889, 1125 nucleotides long. RefSeq lists its product as uncharacterized. The coding region runs from base 246 to 1004 and encodes 252 amino acids. The transcript has 3 exons. NCBI's taxonomy places the organism in Eukaryota, Fungi, Ascomycota, Eurotiomycetes, Eurotiales, Aspergillaceae. The record is from RefSeq and is a predicted model, not a curated record.